Caenorhabditis remanei is the source of this 213-nucleotide messenger RNA. RefSeq lists its product as uncharacterized. Lineage: Eukaryota; Metazoa; Nematoda; Chromadorea; Rhabditida; Rhabditidae. The coding region runs from base 1 to 213 and encodes 70 amino acids. The record is from RefSeq and is a predicted model, not a curated record. The transcript has 2 exons.
AUGAAGUCUUCAAGUACAACUAUUUCAACGGGUGUCGUUGUUGCGGUUGUUAUUGGAAUAGUCGUCGUUGCAAUCUGCUGUUCAAUUGCAUCUGCAAUCACUUUGUAUUUUGUUAUGAGAAAGAAGAAGGAGAGUUCAUCUACACCAGCCGUCGCUGCUGCUGGGGCACCUCAGUCGCCAGCACCACAAAUCAUUGUUGUUCAGGACAGAUAG